CCCCCGCUCUCCGCAGUCCGGCGCAGCCCCGGCCGGGAGAAGAUGGCGGAUCGAGCCGAGAUGUUCUCGCUUUCCACCUUCCACUCGCUGUCCCCCCCCGGCUGCAGGCCCCCCCAGGACAUCAGCCUGGAGGAGUUUGAUGACGAAGACCUGUCAGAGAUCACAGAUGACUGCGGCAUCGGCCUCAACUACGACUCGGACCACUAUGAAAAGGACUGUCUGGUGCUGGAGCGCGGGGAGCAGCCGCACCCGGUCUGCACCUUCCAGGAGGACUUCCAGGAGUUUGAGAUGAUCGAUGACAAUGAGGAGGAGGAGGAGGAGGAGGAGGAGGAAGAAGGCAACGAUGCUCCCCCAUCCCCUUCAGCCUCACCGGUGCCCUCACCUGUUCUGGAGGAGACCCAGAAGCUGCGACCUACCACCCUCAACCUUACUGCCCCGGGCACCCAGGACUCCCUGAACAACAACGGCAGCUUCCCCGUGCCCACUCAUUGCACCACCUGGCAGGAUGCCCUUCGCAACUCCUCCUCCUCCUGCUCCACUUCCUCACACACCGGACACUCGUCGCCCCACGCCUGCAUCCAGGAUGGCCCCUGUCUGGAGACGCCCCCUGGGCUGCCCCCCGCCUCGCUGCCGCCCUCCUGCCCCUUUGACUCGCAGGGCAACAGCCCCGGGUGGCUGGCACAUGGUAACCCCUCGCCCCCGGGCAGCGGGCAAGAUUUGAACAUGAACCUCAUCUCCUCUGCGCUCCAAGCUCCACACGCCCCUGCCCGUCCCUGCCCGCUGCCCCCUCACCCCUCUCUCUCUCCAACAGGGCCCGCGGCACCUCCCGGCCACGCCGCCGGCCCCGAUGCCACCUCGUCACCCGCACCCGCCGCCGGGCACCGUGCCACGCCCAGGCGCGAAGCGAGGCCCGGCCAAGGAGGUGGCACGGGGACCGGGAGCCCGGGGUCCCCCGCAGCCCACCGCGAGCAGCCCGGCUCCCCUCCAGACCCGGAGGAGCCGGCGGCCCUGGCCCUCACCCAGCGGCCGUCACCCAGGGGCACCUACCUGUGCCCCGCGGAGUCGCUGAGCUCCGACGGGGAGGGCACCCAGCCCGGGCGGGCAGUCAGCGUGCGCGGGCACCCCUCGGGCUCCUCGGAGACCACCUCGCCCUCCUCGGACCCUGGCAUCGAGGCCGACCUGACCAGCAGGACCGGCAAAGGCUUCGUGCCCGGCGGGCGGCACGGGGAGGACCUGAGCUCACCCGGCUCCGACUCGGAGGUGGAGGGGGAGAUCGCGGCGGCCUUCGGCGGCGGGCACCUGGUCAGCAACAUGAUCUCCUCCAUCUCCGAGACCGAGCUGGACCUCAGCAGCGCCAGCAGCAGCGGCAGGUCCUCCCACCUCACCAACUCCAUCGAGGAGGCCAGCUCCCCCGCCUCCGACAUGGAGCCCGAGCUGGAGGUGCCCGGCCUGAUGGGCAUCAAGGACGCCCUGCUGCUGGAUAAGGGCAAGGAGCAGGAGGAGGAGGAGGUGGUGGUGGAGGAGAAGCCGGAGAGGGAGGUGGUGAGGAGGGAGAGCUUGGCGGAGCUGAAGAUAGAGGGUUACUACGACAGCCUCAGCCCCGUUGACCCCUGCGCCGUGCCCGCCGGGCAGACGGACGCCUCCAGCCCCCUGGACCUGAAGAUCGACCCGGACCACGGCUUGGAGAGCAUCCGGCGCUCCUUCUACCUGCCCGUGGGGCCCAAGCUGCUGCCCGAGGCGGACGAGGAGGACAACAGCGACUUCGAGUCGGACUCGGAGUCGGAGCCGGACCUGAGCGAGGACUCGGACUCGCCCUGGCUGCUCAGCAACCUGGUGAACAAGAUGAUAUCGGAGGGUUCCUACCCCAUCAAGUGCCCGGACGAGUGCUUCCAGCAGGGCCACUCGCUCUGUGACACCAUCUCGCCAGCCUCAGACCUGGAGCCCGAGAUCCUGAGCGAGGCGCUGGAGCCUGGCACGCCUCCCUCGCCGCUGGGCACGGGCGAGCCGGGCGCCCUGCCCCGUGCCAUCGAGCUGGUGGACAUGGAGACACUGCGCAGCUCCCUGCGGGAGGACGGGGAGGCGGGCACCGAGCCGCUGCCCGAGCUGCCCAGCGAUGAGCCGGGUCCUUUCCUCUUCAUGAGCAACCCCACCAACGACACCAUCGCGCCCGUUACCAUCGACCGGCUGGGCACCACCGAGGUCCUGGCCAGCUUCGGCUGCCGCCCCGCCCCGCCCCGCGGCUCCCCUGGCAGCCAGCCUGGCGUCGGGGAGCACCGCAGCGCCGCGGCGCCGCCGGGCACCGGCCCCCAGGGCUGGGCCGUCGACAGGGACCUGGACUCGGGCGUCCUGGAGGCCGAUGCCAUGAUCGAUGACGUUCGGUUAGCUCCGCCGGGGCCCGAUGCCGUCUCGCCCGUUCUGGACGUCUCCACCGCCAAGACCAACCGCGGGUUCACCAUGGCCUUCUCCAGCCAGCAGCAAGAGGAGGAGGAGGAGCUGCCCUACCUGAAGGGUUCCCCAUUUCCCGAGGAGCAGCUGCAGGGAGGUUUCGGGGGGCCGGCAGCUGGCACCCCCGGGCUGGCAGAGCCGCGGGCACGGGACGAGUCGCUGGCCUACGACGCUCUGAAGUACACGCUGGUGGUGGACGAGCACACCCAGCUGGAGCUGGUCAGCCUGCGGCGCUGCACCUCGGUGCUGAGCGACGACAGCGACCUGCUGCCCGCCGGCGAUGACGGCGACGGGCACGGGCUGGGCGCCCCCGACUCCCACAGCUCCUCCGAGGACUCAUCCCCGGAGGCCGACCUCCACUUCUCCAAGAAGUUCCUCAACGUCUUCGUCAACAGCACCUCACGCUCCUCUAGCACAGAGUCCUUUGGGCUGUUCUCCUGCAUGGUCAAUGGGGAGGAGCGGGAGCAGACCCACCGCGCUGUCUUCAGGUUCAUCCCUCGCCACGAGGAUGAGCUGGAGCUAGAUGUGGAUGACCCCAUCCUGGUGGAGCUGGAGGAGGAUGACUACUGGUACCGGGGCUACAACAUGCGGACAGGGGAGCGCGGCAUCUUCCCAGCCUUCUACGCCCACGAGGUGGUUGGCCAAGCCAGGGACACCAUCGGUCUGAAGAGGAAUCCAUGCUGGGUGGAGAGGUUCAACGUCCAGUUCCUGGGCUCAGUGGAGGUCCCGUACCACCAAGGCAAUGGCAUCCUCUGUGCAGCCAUGCAGAAGAUUGCCACCACCAGGAAGCUGACGGUGCACCUGCGCCCGCCGGCCAGCUGCGACCUGGAGAUCACGCUGCAGGGCAUCAAGCUGAUCCUCACCGUCACAGAGUACAGCCAGGACGAGGAGUUCGAGCGGUGCAGCCACUUCUUCCAGAUGAAGAACAUCUCCUUCUGUGGGUGCCACCCACGGAACAGCUGCUACUUUGGGUUCAUCACCAAGCACCCAGUGCUGAGCCGCUUCGCCUGCCACGUCUUCGUCUCACAGGAGUCCAUGCGGCACGUGGCCGAGUGUGUCGGCCGAGCCUUUCAGGAAUACUACCAGGAGCACCUGGAAUAUGCCUGCCCCACAGAGGACAUUUACCUGGAAUAGGAGGGGGCAGCGCUGCCCAGUGCCCCCCCAGAGACUCUGAGUCCUCUCUGCCAGCCGGCUUGGCCCCCCCCGCCCCCCUGCUCCAGCCCCACCAGAGUCCCCCCCAGGCACACCCUCACUGCUGCUUCUUUUUGGGGGGGGAGGGGGGCCGGGGGCCACCCCCACAGCCAUGGACCCUGUGGGUGGGUCCUGGGUUCCCCCAGCCCUGGGGGGUGACAUAGCCGAGCCUAAAGGGGGGGGGGGGGGGGGGGGGGGGCUGGGGGAGAAGCUUCCCCUCCCCUGCAUGAGCAAAGCCAGCCCAGGAGCCCACCCCACUCCUGCAGGGGGCAGAGGUCAAAUGGGGGGCACACAUCAGCUGGGGAGUGGGGACUCAGGGAGGGGUGGUGGGACUGGGGAAGGCCUUGGGGGGCUGAUGGCUGCAGGGGGAGGGGGGUGCUGGGGUGAGCACUCCCAGCCAUGACACCCUCUCUGUGCUGUCCCCCACCUUGCAUAGCAGCAGCACCACCCCCCAGCCUUCUGGGGGGCCCCUACCCCAUAUCUGCAGCCCCCCCCCCACCCUGGAAAGCCUACGUGCCCCAGGGAGGCUCCCUGGACUCCGAGCCUGCCAGCAGCUCCUGGCCCCUGCCCUGUCCCCAGCCCCUGCACCACCACUGCUCUGCCACCUUUUCCUGCCCUGGGGGGGUCCAUGGUGGCCAUGGGAGCACCCUGACCUGAGGCCAGGCUGGCCAUGGUGGCAUGGGGCCACAUUGGCAAUGGGACCACACCAAAGUGAAGCCACACAAGCCCUGCUGGCCAUGAGGCCAUGCUGGCUGUGGAGACGUGGUGGCCACAACACCACAGGAUCAUGCUGACCAUGGGGCUGUGGGGGCCAUGGUGGCCAUGGAGACAUAGUGGCCAUAAGGGCUUGAGACCACACUGGCCAUAGAAUGAUGCUGGCCAUGAAGCCAUGGUGACCAGGAUGUCCUGGUGGCCACAGGGUUGUGGUGCCCAUGGGAACACAGUGGCCAUGAAGCCAUGGUGACCAGGGAGUCCCGGUGGCCGUGGGAUCAUGGUGACCAUGGGACCAUGCUGACUACGAGGCCAUGGUGGCCAUGGAGCUAUGGUGGCCAUUGAGCCAUGGUGACCCUAGCAUCAUGCAGACCAUGGGAUCACAUUGGCCAUGAGGCCAUGGUGGUCACAGGAUCAGGCUGACCAUGAGGCCAUGGAGCCAUGGUGAGCAUAGGACCAUGCUGACCAUGGGACCAAGCUGACCACGAGGCCAUGGUGGCCAUAAAGACAUGAUAGCCAUGGAGCCAGGGUGACCAUGAGAUGCAGGACCCAUACUCGGCUGGGGCGGGGUCGGGGGGCUCCCCACAGUGCAGAGGGGACACACAGACAGUGCCACCAGCCCCACGGGACCCCCCCCGCCCCCAGCCUGGCUGUGUUUGCCCUGCGGAGGGAGGCCUGGCGGUGGCCUGGGCAGGGGCCAUCCCCUCUCUGGGCUGCUGGCCCCGGUGGCCUCCUCUGCUUGCCGGCCCCGUGCCUCACCCCGUGCCUCGCCCCGUGCCCGUGUCGUGCCCGCACCGCCACCCGCCGCACCCCGGUAUUUAUCUGGCACCCAACCGACACCAGGACCCCCCCCCCAACCCCCCAGCAGCUGCCACUUGUACAAACCCCGGUGCCCGGUUCUGCCCCCUCGCUGCCACCUCAUCACCCACCUGGUCUUUCAAUAAAAUAUAUGCUUGGUGUGA
Molecule: messenger RNA, 5309 nt
Organism: Pogoniulus pusillus (Red-fronted tinkerbird)
Lineage: Eukaryota; Metazoa; Chordata; Aves; Piciformes; Lybiidae
Gene: MAPK8IP2
Product: mitogen-activated protein kinase 8 interacting protein 2
Exons: 12
Coding region: 43-3579 (1178 amino acids)
Biological process (GO): regulation of JNK cascade; JNK cascade
Cellular component (GO): cytoplasm
Molecular function (GO): JUN kinase binding; MAP kinase scaffold activity
Source: RefSeq, a predicted model, not a curated record